GUUAUCACAAAUUCUAAACCCUUUUGUUUCCUUUGAGAACUUCACACCACAAAUGGAAGAGACCAAAUCCAAGUUCAAGAGAAUUUGUGUGUACUGUGGAAGCAGUUCUGGUAACAAAGCCAGUUACCAAGAAGCUGCUGUGGAACUUGGCGAGGAAAUGGUUAAGAGAAGGAUUGAUUUGGUCUAUGGAGGUGGUAGCGUGGGGUUGAUGGGUCUAGUUUCUCAGGCAGUUCAUGAUGGUGGGCGCCAUGUUCUGGGUGUUAUCCCAAGAAGUCUCAUGCCAAUAGAGAUAACUGGUGAACCAAUUGGUGAAGUGAGAGCAGUAUCUGAUAUGCAUCAAAGGAAAGCUGAGAUGGCUCGUCAAGCCGAUGCAUUCAUUGCUCUUCCUGGGGGGUAUGGAACACUUGAAGAAUUGCUUGAAAUCAUUACAUGGGCUCAGCUUGGAAUCCACAGCAAACCGGUGGGUCUGUUGAAUGUGGAUGGAUUUUACAAUUCGUUGUUGUGUUUCAUUGACAAGGCCGUUGAUGAAGGCUUUAUUUCUCCAAAGGCACGUCGCAUUAUCGUGUCAGCCCCCACAGCCAAAGACCUGGUUCGGGAGCUAGAGGAACAUGUACCUGAACGAGACGAAGUUGUGUCCAAGUUGGUGUGGGAAGAAAGACUGAGUUACGUGCCCGAAUCAGAAGUUGCCACGUGACUCAUCUUUUGUGAACUUAGUGGAGAUUGAUGAACUUAGUUUUUGGGAUCUUUUCUAUCAUUUUGUUGUUCUUUUUUAUGUAUUUUGGGUACAUAAUAUAGUCAAUAUAUAUGGGCAUAGGAACUGUAGGAUCAUACAUCAUCCUCUUGUUUUGCUUUUUUUUUCUUCCAGCUUUUGUUGAUGCCCCUACUAUACAGAAAAUUAGGUCAAAAAAUAUGGAAAAAUCAUGAGUUAAUGGAAGUUAAUUAAUUAUCUUAUC
Vigna umbellata (rice bean) is the source of this 953-nucleotide messenger RNA. Its product is annotated as cytokinin riboside 5'-monophosphate phosphoribohydrolase LOG7-like. NCBI's taxonomy places the organism in Eukaryota, Viridiplantae, Streptophyta, Magnoliopsida, Fabales, Fabaceae. The record is from RefSeq and is a predicted model, not a curated record. Gene Ontology annotation, molecular function: hydrolase activity, hydrolyzing N-glycosyl compounds. Gene Ontology annotation, cellular component: nucleus; cytosol. Gene Ontology annotation, biological process: cytokinin biosynthetic process.